GAAAAACCCAAUGGGAAGAGAGAACAGAAUAACCCAGUAGUUAUGGCAGUCACCUCAGAUCUGAGUGCCCAAGGUGCUGUUCCAAUGAACAGUCAUUAUUUAUACAAAGUUGGAAGAGCUUCAUCAGAAGAGAUUGAGAGAGACGCAUCCCAGAACAGCCAAUAGGACUGGAUGGAUCGGCUGAGCCAAGCCGUGCAUUCCAAUCUCCCACAUGGAGGCGAACCAACAUGAUCCCGCUUCCCUUUCCUCAGCACUGUAAUCCUCCUCCUUUCUGUAUGGCUGUAAGCAAAAAUAUUAUCUCCAGGUCAGCAUCCCAAAUACAUUCAGACACAGAGCUAGAGAAUGACACAAGGGACCCUGAUGAGAAGCGACUUGGGGGAUGUUCUACUAAGGAGAUGGCAAGGCCUAGUGGAUUUGGCACUGGGCUCAGAGUCAAGAGACCUGUGUUCUGACCAGCAGUGUGACACUGGGCAAAGUAAUUUCCCUGUUUCCCUAACGGUACAAUGCAGCUAUGGCUCAUUCCCCCCUUUAUAAAGUGCUUUGAGAUCUAGGGAUACAAAACUGAAAGCUGUUCAUGAAAACUAUACACCAAGGCUACAAAUGUUAUUAAAAAUAGAACAUGUGCUAAUCUCUCUCUUUUUUCCUCAUUUCCAAAAGCAGAUCUCCAAACGUGUAAAAAUGAGAAGCAGCUGAUAGCCAAAAUGCAGGCUUCCUGUCUGAAGGCUCAGAUUAGGACUGUGGUUAAAGCAUCUUUCCAACAAUUGCAAACGAUACUGUCACUCUGGAGCACGAGGACACAGACAGUGACAAAGGGAGUUCACUGCCGACCCAUCUUCACAGCUACAAAGAGGCCUCAAUGUUGCAUUCCACCUCUCCAAGAUCUAAACCGCUUCCCACUACAGGAUGGGUCACUUCUCAGCCCGGCUGCUACUGCUGGCACUAACAGGGCCGUGCCUGGCAAGAGAAGAGCUGGAAUUGGUGACUGCUGUACAGGGAAGCUCUUUCAGUAUAAGGUGUUACUACGAUUACAAGUAUUCACUAGAGGAGAAAUUAUGGUGCAAGAUGCUGUCAGACAAGGAAUGCAACAGAAAAAACGUCCUGACCAUCCGAGCAAAAGGAGGGAAAUACCUAAAUAUUGCACCAAAAAAAAGGGUCAAUCUAACAGACUCGGGAACAGGCUGGAUUUCUGCGUCCAUGACAGAGCUCAGGAUAGAGGAUUCAGGAACAUACUUGUGCGGCGUUUUGAAUCAUCUGAAAAUUGUCCCAUUGAAAAAGAUUAAAGUGACGGUUUCUUAUGAUGCUCCCAUGAGGCUAUCUGCAAAAGAAGGAGGCUUUAUCUCCUUAAAUUGUUCUUAUUUUGUGAUGGACGACAGCAGGAUACCUAGUAAUUUUACCUGGUGCAAAAUGGUAACUGCAACCAGAUGUCAACCCGUCGUCAGCGUUAAGAUCAAUCAGAUUGUUAAUACACAAGGAAAGACCAAGAUAAAGAUUGACCGGUGGACCAGAGAGAUUACAGUGACACUGGUGGCGCUCCAGCUACAUGACUCGGGGGAGUAUCAUUGUGAGACCCAUCUCCAGGGAAGUACCGUGCUACUGAAGGUGAUCACACUGAAUGUUUUGGAAAAAAGUGUGUCUCAUGAUACAGUUAAUGAGGCUACUUCGCCUCCCACUAACAAGGGGGAAAACACCCUCCCAACUGUGGCCAGCAACAAGGAACAGAGAACUCUUUAUGUUGUCCUGGCACUGGGCUCCUUCCUGGUUUGCAGUGCACUGCUUGUGAUCAUGGCUAUUAUUUUCACCAAAGGGAGAAAAAGAGUAGGGAACGGGCUGAAUUUUGGUGAACACCCUAACUGCAGACUACCAGCACAGCAGAAGGAUGAAGGACACCCCAGAGAUGCCACCCCCGAUGGGGAAAUGAAGAACGGUAUAAUAUAUGCCAUGCUAAGGCACCAACCCAAGCCAAAGCCAGACGAUGUCACGUAUGCCAACGUGGAGCCUCCACCAAAGCCAAAAGGAGCCAAACAUUCUGCUGAGCCCUCAGCUGUCCUGUUCUCCUCAGGCACCAUGGAAUAUGCAACCAUCAUCUUUGGAGACUCACCUCCACGGUCUGGGCCUAAAGAGAAACAAACCGUCCCUAACUGAACUCAGACCCCAUGAAAUCUAGUGUCCCGCUCCUAGCUCUUCUCCUGAACU
Molecule: messenger RNA, 2193 nt
Organism: Dermochelys coriacea (leatherback sea turtle)
Lineage: Eukaryota; Metazoa; Chordata; Testudines; Dermochelyidae
Product: trem-like transcript 1 protein
Exons: 7
Coding region: 904-2142 (412 amino acids)
Cellular component (GO): cell surface
Molecular function (GO): signaling receptor activity
Source: RefSeq, a predicted model, not a curated record